AUGUCAAAUUCGGAAUCUGAGAGUGAGAGGUGUUCAACACCUGAAUAUAAAAAAAGGAAACGCGGUGAAAGUUCAAACACUGUAUCAAAAACGCAUCGAAAACAACAAUACCGCGCAGAAUGGGAGAAAGACUCUAGGUUUAAGGGUUGGCUCGUCAAGAGCAAAGAGGGCGAAAAGGCUAGGUGCCGUGCCUGCAAUGCAGAAUUUACUGCGGAAAUCACGGUGAUUAAAAAUCAUGCAAAGUCGUCAAAGCAUAUCUUAAAAAUAAAGGCAGCUCCAAAUACAACAAUUGCUAGUAUGUUGAAUAAGCGUGAAAAUGAAAUUUCUUUGCAAACUCAAAGCAAAGCUGCCGAAAUUAAGAUCACAGGAUUUUUAAGUGAACAUAACAUCUCCUUUAAUUCAGCUGACCAUCUCACAAAUCUAAUUAAAAGUUGUUUUCCUGAUUCGAAAAUUGCACAAGGUAUGUCAUUAGGAAGAAGGAAAGCUACUCAAAUAUCAAAACAUGUAAUAGGUGCCUGCGCCGAAGAAGAAAUUAUUUCAUAUUUAAAGUGCAACAAAUUCAGUUUAAUAAUAGACGAAUCGACAGACAUUUCAUCUGUGAAAACUUUGUGUAUUUGUGUUCGUUUUUUCCAUCCCAAAAUCUGUAAAAUUACCACGCUUUUUUGGAAACUUUUACAAAUUUUUUCUGGUGAUGACCCUGACAAAGCAAAUCUAGGUGCUACUAGUCAAAGGCUAUAUGAAGAAAUAAUUGGACUCCUUUCAAAAAACUCCAUCCCCCUCAAGAACAUGAUAGGUUUCGCUUCGGAUGGCUGUAACACCAUGUUUGGGAGUAAAAACUCAGUGGCAAGCAAAUUAGCGAACGAUAUUCCAGGAUUGAUGCUUCAAAAAUGCGUAUGUCAUUCUUUACAUUUGUGUGCGAGUGAGGCAUGCAAACAUUUACCAAGAAGAUGUGAGGACUUGGCCAGAAACGUUUAUGGCUUUUUCAAACAUAGUGCCAAAAGGCAAGCGAUGUUUAAAGAAUUUCAGGAUUUCUGCAAUACCGAGCCUCAUAAAAUUCUAAGACCAGCACAAACUCGAUGGUUGUCAUUGUUGCAAGUAGUUAAACGAAUCUUGGAACAGUGGGAGCCAUUGAAAUUAUUUUUUAACGCUUGUUAUUUGGAACAUCGCCUUAUAGCCAGCGAGGAAAUCCAUAUUGCUCUCAAUAAAAAAGAGAUUAAAUUAUUCUACAUUUUUUUGGAAUGGGUUCUUCCAAAAUUUGUUGACUUGAAUAAGUACUUUCAAAGUGAAAAUGUCGUAAUUUCACACUUACAUGACAAGAUGGUUAUGUGUUACAAGGAAUUAUUAUCAGCUUUUGUGGAACCAAAUUACAUACACAAAACAGACAUUGGCAAAAUUGAUCCAAGUGAUACCACCCACUUUCUGCCAAUUGCAAACAUGUAUCUGGGCAUUGGAGUGUUUCAAAAUAUUGACUCGUUGGAGCCUGAAAUCAAGAUGGAUUUUCUUGAACGCUGCCGUAAGUUUUUGAUCACAUCCUGCCUCGAAAUUAAAAAACGAUAG
This is a messenger RNA of Photinus pyralis (common eastern firefly), 1557 nucleotides long. RefSeq names its product zinc finger BED domain-containing protein 5-like. The record is from RefSeq and is a predicted model, not a curated record. NCBI's taxonomy places the organism in Eukaryota, Metazoa, Arthropoda, Insecta, Coleoptera, Lampyridae. The coding region runs from base 1 to 1557 and encodes 518 amino acids. The transcript has 2 exons.